Oldenlandia corymbosa var. corymbosa is the source of this 1382-nucleotide messenger RNA. NCBI's taxonomy places the organism in Eukaryota, Viridiplantae, Streptophyta, Magnoliopsida, Gentianales, Rubiaceae. The record is from the annotation of a GenBank genome assembly.
CUUCCCUUCCUCAUAUUCCUUAUGAUCAUCAUAAAUACCGACCUCCUUCCCUCAUUCAUUGCAAAAAAGAAAACACACACUCACACACUCACAUAUUACAAGCUUCAAGCUUUAAGCUCCCAAUUCAUUUCAUUCACAGAGUUGCGAAAAGAUGAAGCUCCCUUCAAUCUUCAAGAACAAAGAAACAAACCCAACAUUAUUGAGGCAAUUGAGUUCAUGUAAGCACCCAAAGACUCUGUCUUUCAGAAAGGAGGAUGAGAUUUUCAAGACGGUUAACUCUGUUUACUUUGACCCUUUGGAUAUUGGGAUUGGUGACACAAGGGAAUCAUGGUUUACAAACUCAUCAGCAUCAGCCAGCUUCUCCACAGAGGAAACAGAGGAGGAUUCGGUGGAAGAAGAUUCAGUACUGGAGACUAUAGUUCGUGGGGCCAGGUCAGACAGGUUGUUCUUUGAGCCUGGAUUUGGAACAACAAGCUCAAUCUUGGAAGAAGAAUCAACCACCCCAAAAUCCAGCUGUGAAAUGUUUCCAUUGAAGGAGAGUGUGGUUCUGGCCAUGGAGUCAGAGGAUCCUUACUUGGAUUUCAAGAGAUCAAUGCAGGAAAUGGUGGAGACAAAUGGGCUGAAAGAUUGGGAAUCUCUGGAAGAGUUGCUUGGAUGGUACUUGAAGAUGAAUGGGAAGAUGAACCAUGGUUUUAUUGUGGGAGCUUUUGUUGAUUUGUUACUUGGGCUUGCUGCCUCUUCUUCUUCUGAAGAAGAAGAGUCUUCUUCAUUUUUGUCAGCCUCCUCUUCUUUUUCUUCUCCCUCUUCUUCUUCUUCUCCUCUAUCCUCAGUCGAUCAAAAAACAGAUUGAUGUUGCAGAUUAGAGAGGAUGGUGCAACUUUUUUCUUGUAGCUAUAAUUAGUGUUUAGCAUAGUAUUAAAACGGUGUAUAUUAUUAGGCCUGCAACAUAUAUCAUGAGUGUGUGAGAUAUGGAAUUUUGAUCUCUUUUUUCUAUCUCUGUCUCUGUCUCUAGCUCAAUUUUACUUCAUGUCUUGUUAAUUAACACUGAACAGAGGGAAUUCGGUUCUGGCCAGCCAUAUUAGCAGGGGAAAAUUAACUUUAAGAAGUGGUAAAAAAAGUCUAUCUAACAUUUUAGAUGGUUGAAUCCUGAUUUGAAGAUUGCCAUUUCAAGUUGGGCACACAGUAAUCCCGGUCCGGGGCUCAAACAAAAACAGAGCCGCAGUAAAGGGAUUGAUGAGUUUUUGAUCGGCCAUUGUUCCUCAUUUUGUAAUCAUUAGACAAAACAACUAUCUUGCUGUUGCUGACAUACAUGAGAUACACAGAUUGCAGUAUUUAAAAGGUUCUUCUCGUUUGCCUUACCAAUUUGGUUAAUUACAAGCCAC